GACUGCAGUUGGCUCGCCUGGCGCCUAGCCUAGCCGGCCUCUCCGCUUGCUUGCUUUGGAACCUUGCCCAAGCCGUGUUUCUCUUUCGGGCUGGCCCAGUGUAUCCCACCACACAAGCUCUAUCUAUCAUCUCUUCAAAGGGCUUCCCGACGUUGCGUCUACCGUUGUCUUUGCGACACAGGCGAGGUAGGACAGAGGCAAGGCAAGUGAACAGACGUCCAUCCCGAAAUACGAAGGAAAGUAAAUCAUUAAAUCCGUAUGGUGGGCCGCCGGUCGCCUAGACCUUCCUCUCCCUCCUCGUCCUCGUCUUCUCACCAUCCAAAGGCCGCGUCGACGGCCAACGCACCUGGGAGACGAGCUCAGCGAUCAUCUGCUGCUGCUUCCACUUCUGUGCCAGCGCUUGCUUCUCAGGGCCUCCUCUUUCGACAUCCGCACCGAAGCUGGGACCAGGGAGCAAGCGCGUCCGCGAUGCAAGAGUUCAACGAAGCGCAGUUUCGGCGCACCGCUGGGGCUCCCUUUAGCGGUGGAGGCGGUGGUGGUGGUGGCGGCGGAGGCAUUCGAUACCCGGAUGAGCACGAGCGCCAACUACAACACCACGAUGGUGGUUCCUCCCUCCGUCAAGGCCAGAAUAUUCAAGGUCAAGGGUCGUCCUCGGGGCGCAGCGUCUAUGGGAUCACCGACCAGCAAUACCUUGCCAUGCACACCCACGGGCCGCGGCCUUCUCCUCCUUCCUCUUCUUUUCAGAAUGCAUCCGGUGAUCGGCAUUACUACGGAGGGGGACCAGACCGCAACCGAUCGCCAAACGACUACGGGGCGCGACCACACCCAUACAUGCAGCCUCCCCCACCUCACCAAGGCAACAGCUCCCGUCGGCCUCCGCCUCCCCCUGCCGCAUCCUCCUCCUCCUCCAACAACAACAACAACUUGUUCUCUUCGCCCUCUAUGGAAGCACCACCGCUGAUGGAAGAAGGAAGCUACUACGGGGCGCAGAGGGCGAGACAUCCAGGCAAUCUCUCCGGCCUCCCGCAUCCACCGCCUGACUUGACCUCUCCCGGCUCCAACGGGCCACCAUCGUCGUCUGAUUCAGCGCCUGGAUCCGCCUCUGCCAUACCCUCCAGCGCUGAGGCCGAUCAGGGUUCAGCCUCCCUCCAGGCCCAGCAAGCCGCGGCGGAGAAGGCGUCGACGGACCGGAAGAUCAGCUGCCUGGAAUGCAGGGCUAGCAAGGUCAAAUGCAGUGGGCAGGCAGACGGUGGAUGCGAACGAUGCCGGAGAAUCAAGCGCCCGUGUGUGUUUGAGCAGCACAAGCGAGGGAGAAAGCCGCAAAAUCUCAAAAUGCACAAGCUCGAGCAGUCUGUCGACACCAUCAUGACCGCUCUCAGCGCCCUAGAGGAGUACCGCAGGCACAAGGGAGCCCUGCGAGAGAUGGAAGAGGACACGGUCGAGGACGAUGUUGCGGACGAAGCAGGGCCUUCGCACGGUCUAGGCUCAGAUCGGCGCAACCGUUCAGCGAGUGGGAGCAGCAUCCGACCAAAGCGAUCCGAGUCUCAUCUCUCGAGGACAUCUUCAGAUACGCUCCUCACCACAGUCGAUCCUGGUCAGGACGCUGAUGUUGACAUGAACGACGGCUCUUCUGCUGCUCGAGGGAGACGGGGAUCCGUCACUGGCGGCAAAUCGACGUUGAGACCACCUGGUCAAGAAGACGUCGAAGCUCGAAGUACGUCCGAUGACGCAGGAAGCCAUACCGAAGCCCAGGGAUCGGCAAAGGAAAAGGCAACUGGUGCGGGAGGCGAUAGCGAAGGCGAAGGCGAGGAAACGCAGGAGUUGGGUCUGCCGCCGAUGAGUAACCCGCUCAAGCUCCUGGCCCAGGCGUCUGACUCGGCGCUCGACGCCCCGAGUCGAGAUGACCCGGGUCACACUAUUGGAGAUAAGGAUCGUCGCGAGGGCGAGACUGCAUCUACAGCCUUGAAAGGUGCCUCUGUGGUCGCCAGACGGGCAUCGAUGUUGCCCAAGGGUGUUUCACGGAGAGGUUACUGGGCCUUUGGCAUGUAUUCAUCCCGACUCGACAAAGGACCCACGCUCGACCCCAUCUCUUGCGGUGCCAUGGCGCUGGAUACGGCAAAGGACCUGUUUGGUCUCUACAUGCGCAGGUUGAACGCUCCCAUUACCCUUCUCGAUCCCCACCUCCACACAUUCCAAUACGUCCGAUCUCACAGUGCGCUCCUGCUCACGUCCGCCUGUGCUCUGGCCGCUCGCUUCGCUUCGCACAUUCCCAAAGCCGAGGAGCUGGCUCAGAAGCUCGACGGUCAUGUCCGAGAUAAGCUACUGCCCGCUGUGCUCCUCGAGGGCUACCGAUCCGUUGAGAUCUCGCAAGCCUUUAUCAUCCUGGCGGCCUACCAUCUCAACACGGCCUCCAUCGACGGCGACCGAUCUUGGAGCCUUGUUGGAUACGGUAUCAGAAUUGCAGCCGAGCUCGACAUGAAUGCGAGACUGGUCAGCGAGCGCAGUGCUGUGUCCUCGAGCAAAGCAGUGACACCGGUGAGCGCUCCCGCUGACACUCCUUCGUCGACCACUCGCCAGAGUCAGAAUGGGACUGCCGACGAGGAGAAUGGCCCCCUGAGUCCCGAAGAAGCGUCGCAGCGCAAGCUGAGGAACCGAGAAAGGACUUGGUGUAACCUUUGGCUGUUUGAAAACAGUCUUGCUACGCACAUGGGCCGGCGAACCACGCUAGGUGACGACCCAGUCAUCUUGGGUGUGAGCGCAGGCUGGAACCGAGCGCCGUACGCGAUUCCGGGCGACGAGGCCAUUGUGGCCAUCAUCUCGCUUCGGAGAAUGAUGCAAAAGAACCGCGAGUAUUUCGAGCACAGCGUGCUCGCCGAUCGCUCCAACGAAGAUGGCGCGCUGGAGACGUCUGCUUCGACACGAUUCCAAUUGGACUUCUACCGGAAGUCUUGUGCGGCCGACUUGGAUUCUUGGCGAGCAGCAUGGGUCAAGCCACUGGGGGAAGGCGAACAGAGCUUGAGGAUGAGAAACGGACGGCUGUAUGGUGCCUACGCCCGCUUGAUCCUCAACAGCUACCCGCUCAAGAGCACAGUCGACUUUGAGUCGCUCAAGCCAAUCUAUGCCGAGUCGUACAACUCGGCAAUGACGUACCUCACACUCUUCACGGACAAACAUGACUCUUCGACGCUUGUCUUUGUGCACAAUUCCGCCGUCGUCACAGUGGCCUACGUAGCCGUAUUUGCUUUGAAGCUUUGCCAGCUCGAUCCGGAGCACUUUUCCUACAUCGACCACCAGCUCGUCUUUGAUCUUGUCGAGAAGCUGGCGUCGGACCUCUCCAAGGCAGGCAAAGUGACCUCUUGGCGCAACGGAGCAGCCUCCUCGUACGGCACCUACCUGUCCGCCAUUGUGGUGCGAAUCAGAAGAGAGAAGGCGCGCAAAGAGGAGGAGACCAGAAGAAAGCAGCAGCAAACCAAGGAGGGUAGCAGCAACGAUGCCGCUGGCUCAACAGAACGAGGGCUUGGCCUGGCCAAUGCGGAUGCGAACGACGCCGCCAUCAAAGCUAGCCCGAAUUCCAGCGUCUCGUUUGCACCAGUGCAAGCCGCAUACCCUGGCGGUGCCGAUGCUGCCAUGGGUACCGCCAUUCCUCUGGACAGCGCUUCGGUCCCUAGAAGCGAGCGUGGUUACAUUGGCGGUCCGUACGAAGUCUUUGGGCCCAACGGCGCCCCAAGCGGUGGAGGACCCGCGCGUUUCUCGCCAGAGGCAAUGACCUACGUCGCAGGUCCUUCUGGCGUGCAAGCCACCAGCGCGAUGCUAGACCUCUGGGGAGGCGCUGGAGUGGCUGCUUCGUCCUCGACGUCCUCUACCACACCCGACCGUCUUGUGCAGACGCAUCCUUCGCAACUCGCGCCUUCAUACAUCAACACUCUCGAAAAUCCUUUCAUGGACAGCAGCAGCUUCUUUGGCGAUAUGAGCUUCCUGACGAUGCCCAGCAACGCUGGACCGAUGAACGGAGGGCCUCCAGGUGGACCUCACGAUGGCUCGGAGAACAACAGCUAUGGUUGGCACGGCAACUCGGCAGCAACGCCGAAUGUGAUGAUGCUCAACAGCAACGCACACGGUGGCCCCAACUCUUUCUAAUAAACUGUGCGCGCGGCGGAUUGUAAAGCUCUUUCUUGUGGUGACUUUGGUGGUUCUACUGAACAUUAUCCGGGAGGGCCCUGAUUUCGUUUCAUUCUCAUGUAGUAUGUAUAGUAUCUUCACAAAAGGCGAGCUCUCCGCUUCCUUUGCGCUUUCCUUCACAGCCAUGUACGAUAAUCUUUCCUCGUUUGCUCCAUCCAUAAUGAGGAGUUCUGCUGAAUAAUUCGGAAUC
Acaromyces ingoldii is the source of this 4369-nucleotide messenger RNA. RefSeq lists its product as hypothetical. Gene Ontology annotation, molecular function: transcription cis-regulatory region binding; zinc ion binding; DNA-binding transcription factor activity, RNA polymerase II-specific. Lineage: Eukaryota; Fungi; Basidiomycota; Exobasidiomycetes; Exobasidiales; Cryptobasidiaceae. Gene Ontology annotation, cellular component: nucleus. The transcript has 2 exons. The record is from RefSeq and is a predicted model, not a curated record. Bases 259 to 4137 code for a protein of 1292 amino acids. Gene Ontology annotation, biological process: DNA-templated transcription; regulation of DNA-templated transcription.